Messenger RNA from Aspergillus sclerotioniger CBS 115572, 2433 nucleotides. It is a transcript of the gene hsp88, whose product is annotated as Hsp70 chaperone Hsp88. The transcript has 7 exons. Gene Ontology annotation, biological process: protein folding. Gene Ontology annotation, cellular component: nucleus; cytosol. The record is from RefSeq and is a predicted model, not a curated record. Lineage: Eukaryota; Fungi; Ascomycota; Eurotiomycetes; Eurotiales; Aspergillaceae. Bases 160 to 2220 code for a protein of 686 amino acids. Gene Ontology annotation, molecular function: ATP-dependent protein folding chaperone; ATP binding.
CCCCUCCCCGUCUCGCUCUUUUCUCUGCUCUGGAUCCUCCCCCAACCUCCCCCUCAGUUCCAUCCUUCUUCUCUUUUACUCUUCAACUUCUUCCCCCUCUCCCCUUCCCCCCCCACUCUCUUCCUCCUAUCUCCCUUCUACAUAAUCCUCAUCUAAACAAUGUCUGUCGUCGGUAUAGAUUUUGGUGCCCAGAGCACCAAGGUCGGUGUUGCCCGUAACAAGGGUAUUGAUAUUAUCACCAAUGAAGUUUCCAACAGAUCUACUCCUUCCCUGGUUGGCUUCAGCGCCAGAAGCAGAGCCCUCGGUGAGGCCGCUAAGACACAAGAGACCUCCAACCUCAAGAACACUGUCGGAAACCUGAAGCGCCUGAUCGGCCGCGCAUUCAGCGACCCCGAUGUUGCGAUCGAGCAGGAGUACAGUACGGCUCAACUUUGCGAUGUCAACGGCCAGGCCGGCGCCGAGGUCAGCUACCUCGGAAAGAAGGAGAAGUUCUCUGCGACUCAGCUCGUCGCCAUGUACCUGACCAAGAUCCGGGACAUCACCUCCAAGGAGCUGAAGCUUCCCGUCUCCGACGUCACCAUCAGUGUCCCCGCUUGGUUCACCGAUGUCCAGCGCCGCGCCAUGCUCGACGCUGGUGAGAUCGCUGGCCUCAAGGUUCUCCGCCUGAUAAACGACACCACCGCCACCGCUCUCGGUUACGGUAUCACUAAGGUCGACCUGCCCGGUCCCGAGGAGAAGCCCCGUCGCGUCAUGUUCGUCGAUAUCGGCCACAGCGACUACACCGCCUCCAUCGUCGAGUUCCGCAAGGGUGAGCUGAACGUCAAGGCUACCGCCUAUGACCGUCACUUCGGUGGUCGUAACUUCGACCGUGCCCUGACCGAGCACUUCGCCGAUGAGUUCAAGGAGAAGUUCAAGAUUGAUGUCCGCUCCCACCCCAAGGCCUGGGCUCGUACCCUUGCCGCUGCCGAGAAGAUGAAGAAGGUCCUCUCGGCCAACCCUGCCGCUCCCAUGAGCAUCGAGUCCCUGAUGGAGGACGUCGACGUCCGCGCCAUCGUCAAGCGUGAGGAGCUGGAGAUCAUGGUCAAGCCCCUUUUGGACCGGGUCACUGUUCCUAUUGAGGAGGCCCUGGCCGAGGCCAAGCUGAAGCCCGAGGACAUCGACUUCGUCGAGAUGGUUGGUGGCUGCACUCGUGUUCCCUCCAUCAAAGAGGCUGUCUCCAAGUUCUUUAACAAGCCCCUCUCUUUCACUCUCAACCAGGAUGAGGCCAUUGCUCGUGGUUGUGCUUUCAGCUGUGCCAUCCUUUCUCCUGUCUUCCGUGUGCGCGACUUCUCCGUUCACGACAUCGUCAACUACCCUAUCGAGUUCACUUGGGAGCAGUCUGCCGACAUCCCGGAUGAGGACACCAGCCUGACCGUGUUCAACCGGGGUAACGUCAUGCCUUCGACCAAGAUCCUUACCUUCUACCGCAAGCAGGCUUUCGACCUCGAGGCCCGCUACGCCAAGCCCGAAAUGCUGCCCGGCAAGGUCAACCCCUGGAUUGGCCGUUUCUCCGUCAAGGGUGUCAAGGCCGAUGCCAACGACGACUUCAUGAUCUGCAAGCUGAAGGCCCGCCUGAACCUGCACGGUAUCCUGAACGUGGAGUCCGGAUACUACGUUGAGGAUAUGGAAGUCGAGGAGCCCGUGCCUGAGGAGGGCGAGGGUGCCAUGGACACCGAUGCCAAGGACGGUGAGCAGCCUAAGAAGACCCGCAAGGUCAAGAAGCAGGUCCGCAAGGGUGACCUCCCCAUCUCGACCGGCACCACCUCCAUCGAGGAGUCCCUCCGGAACACAUGGACUGAGCGUGAAAACGCCAUGUACAUGGAGGACAAGCUGAUUGCCGAGACCGACGAGAAGAAGAACGAACUUGAAGCCAGCAUCUACGAGCUGCGUGACAAGAUCGACGGCGUGUACUCCGAGUUCGCCAACGAGGAGGAGAAGGAUAAGCUGCGGGCUAAGCUGACUGACACCGAGGACUGGCUCUACGAGGAGGGUGAGGACACCACCAAGUCGGUCUACGUGGCCAAGAUGGAUGAGAUCCGCUUCGUCGCUGGCCCCAUCAUCCAGCGUUACCGUGAGAAGCAGGAGGCCGAAGAGGACGCCAAGAAGGCUGAGGAGAAGGCCGACACCGAAAUGCAGGAUGCCCCGGCCGAGGGCGAGAAGCCCGCUGAGUCCGAGCAGUAAAUUGCUCGACUGGUAGAUAUCGUCUUUCCGUUCCCUCGCCGGGUUGUUAUGGGUUGUCAGUCUGGCCUGAUGGCCAAGUGGGCGGUGGAGGCAGCUGGAGGGACGAAAGACUUAGAUACGACAUGGCGAUGUGGAUAGACCUGCUUGAAAAGUAUAUGAUUGGUAAUAACAGAAUAUAUCAUUGCACAUUCCGUCUCACAAUAUGAACUACCG